This is a messenger RNA of Microcebus murinus (gray mouse lemur), 1942 nucleotides long. Lineage: Eukaryota; Metazoa; Chordata; Mammalia; Primates; Cheirogaleidae. The record is from RefSeq and is a predicted model, not a curated record.
AACCCGGAAGCAGUCGGCGGCUCCAGGAAGCGGCUGCGGAACGCGCGGUUUCGCGGGCGCUGCGGCUGCAGAAUGGUCGGCGGCGGCGGGAAGCGCAGGUCCGGCGUGGAGGGACAGCAGUGUGAAAAGACAGUUGAUGUGAAGAAGAGUAAAUCCUGUGAAGCUGAUGUCUCCAGUGACCUUCGAAAAGAAGUAGAAAAUCAUUAUAAGCUCUCUUUCCCUGAAGAUUUCUAUCACUUCUGGAAGUUCUGUGAAGAGCUUGAUCCUGAAAAGCCUGCUGAUUCACUUUCUGCAAGCCUUGGACUUCAAUUAGUGGGUCCUUAUGAUAUCCUUGCUGGAAAACAUAAAAUGAAGAAAAAAUCAACAGGCCUGAAUUUUAAACUUCACUGGAGGUUUUACUAUGAUCCUCCUGAGUUCCAGACCAUUAUUAUUGGAGAUAAUAAAACUCAGUACCAUAUGGGGUAUUUCAGGGAUUCUCCUGAUGAACUUCCUGUAUACGUUGGUAUAAAUGAAGCAAAGAAAAAUUGUAUGAUUGCUCAAAGUGGAGAUAAUGUGUUUGCUGCAGUCAAAUUAUUUUUGAUGAAAAAACUUAAAGAAGUAACAGAUAAAAAGAAAGUUAAUCUCUUGAAAAACAUAGAUGAGAGACUCACAGAAGCAUCCAGAGAACUGGGGUACUCACUGGAACAGAAAACUGUGAAGAUGAAACAGAGAGAUAAGAAAGUCGUGACAAAGACCUUUCAUGGUGCAGGCUUGGUUGUUCCAGUAGAUAAAAAUGAUGUUGGGUACAGAGAGCUCCCCGAAACAGAUGCUGAUCUCAAGAGAAUUUGCAAGACAAUAGUUGAGGCUGCAAGUGAUGAGGAGAGACUAAAAGCUUUUGCUCCCAUUCAGGAGAUGAUGACCUUUGUGCAGUUUGCUAAUGACGAGUGUGACUACGGCAUGGGCCUGGAGCUGGGCAUGGACCUCUUCUGCUACGGUUCCCCUUAUUUUCAUAAAGUUGCUGGCCAGCUUUUACCUCUUGCAUAUAAUCUUUUGAAGAGGAAUCUGUAUGCAGAAAUUAUUGAAGAUCAUCUGGCAAACAGAAGUAAAGAAAACAUAGACCAACUUGCAACAUGAGUGGGAGACCUGCAACUUCUACUGACAAAUGGGGCUCUGCACUAUUGCUAGCUACACGCACAUCCUGCCAUUCAACCCAGCGUUGACUCUUCUGCUGCUCCUUGCUCGCAAAGUACAGACACGGCCUGUAACCUGAGAGAAGCGUCAUCAUUAUCAUCUUUUUGAGGGUCCACAUGCUAAGCAUAUUGGCCUACACUGCACAGGGCAGCAGUACAGAGCAGGACUGUUACAGAUGUAAUUAAAGGCCAAACCACACAUUGUCAUAUAGAUUUUAAUAGGCUUCUGAUUAACUCAUCACAGUAAUCAUUUUUACUGUAAUGAUAUGCAGCUUUACUACACUAGUAUAAAUAAAAACAGAUAAAUACAGCUCUAGGCAACAUCACAGAUUAACAAACUAAGCAUUCUUCAUGAACCAAAACUGAAAACAAUUAUUAAUAAGGAAGAGAUGCUGACACCCUUGCCCAUUCUCAUCAUACCUUCUCAAAAAGGGUACUCCAAUAAGGCGCUACUUAUAUUGGUCAAUUAAUUUGCCAAUUAGCCAGGCACAACAAUUUCAUGGUCCCCACUAUUUCAUCGUUUGUUCAAGAAGACACACCUCAAUGUAUCAAAAGGAAAAAUGGGACAGAUAGUAACACCAAAGAAAACCACUGAAUGCAUUAAAAAUCCGGCACUUGUCCUGUAUUUCAGCAGUAAGACACACCAGGGACAGAAAUGUACCAAAGAAGAAAAUUAAUGCUUUAUUGUCCACCCUGAAAUGUUAGUCUUUGAAGCAGGAUGGGCAGUGAAAGUAGGACCUGAACUCAAAACAGGGGAACGUGGAAAAUAAAAU